CCAGGCAGCACGAACUCAACAUGAAAUGUUAUUUCAAUGGAACUCUGCUGAUCAGCGUGCUCCCUCCACUGUUGGUGACAGAGUUUGUUUUGGGAGCUCUCGGAAAUGGUUUGGCUCUCUGGAUCUUCUGCUUCCACCUGAGGCCCUGGAAGAGCAGCACGGUGUUACUCUUCAACCUGGCCUUGGCUGAUUUUCUGCUCAACAUGGCUUUGCCUUUUCGUGCCAGCUACUACUUCUCUGAGAUCAAGUGGAUGUUUGGAGGCGCUCUCUGCAACAUCUGUCUCUUCAUGUUGGCCAUGAAUCGCAGUGGAAGUACAAUCUUCUUGAUGGCUAUCGCUGUGGACAGGUACAUGCGUGUGGUACAUCCCCAUCAUCCCAUCAACUCUCUGAGUAUCUCCAAAGCCAUAUGUGGAGCACUUGGCUUAUGGCUGCUCACCAUCUCAAUGACAGCUCAUGUCUUCACUCUGAAACACAACACAACCUACUGUGAGAGCUUCCUGAUCGAGACUGAACCCCAACGAAAUCUGACCUGGCAUAAAUUUGAGUUCAUCUUUUCCUUCUAUAUCCCUCUGCUGGUGAUUCUCUACUGUACAUUCCAAAUUAUUGGCCACCUGCGAAGGAGACAGCUGUCCCAGCAUGCAAAGAUCAAGAAGGCUCUGUGUUUCAUUGCAGUUGUGGCGGCGCUCUUCGUCAUUUGCUUCCUCCCGAGCAAUAUCACGCAACUGCUGAUUUGGAUCAGGACCCAACAAGUAGCCAGCACCCUUCCUGAAUCUGAAGUCUGCCCUGCUCUGGAAAACCUGACCACCUCGUUUUACAUCACCAUCAGCCUGACCUAUCUCAACAGCGUGUUGGACCCUGUGGUUUACUACUUCUCCAGCCCUGUCUUCAAGAACAUCUGCAGGAAAGCUCUUCAUCUGUCCCAAACAGACACUGCUGAAAGCACAGAGAGGAAAACUCGAGAAACAGGCUCCCAGUCUCUCAGUCAGCUGUGAUCACAAAAAUCAAGGAACUCAUUGAGACAGAUGCAGCUAAAAUACUGAUGAAAAGUGACACGUUUCUUUCAGUGUUGUCACGUAAGUGUUACAGCCAACAAAAACAUGUUAAAAAUUCCUCUUAUUCAGUAGUUAUGUAGCAUAUUUUGACUGCACUUUCCAAAUAUCUUUAUUGCCUUUGCAAAACAUGCUAUUGUAACACUGUGUUAUUUUUAUUUUUCUUUAUAUUAACUGCACUUUUUUUUCCCUAAUUAUUAAUUGCCUUUGCCACUGUAAAGACGUGACAUGAUAUAUGGUUUUAAUAUUUUGUCCAGCUUGGACACAUGUCAAACUACACCUCAACUGUGCAAACUCAAACAUACAGUUUUGAUGUUGUGUUAUUGAAGUCCAUUGCAUUAACCAGAUGUUGUUUUCAUACUUAUGACAUCAUAUAAAUAAAAUGCCAUCUUGUAAAACUGGAUCAUCAUUAGAAAAAACAUUUCCUGCAGAAAAUGUGUGUGAAUGCUGGCAACUGAAAUUGCAAAGCAUUGCUAAAAAUACAGGAAUCUUAGAGUGCAAAUCCACUGUACUGCUGAAAAACCUGGAAACUACAUGGUAAAACUGGCAGAACUGGAAGCUGAACUGCAUUACCUAAAGAAGAUAAGAGCUGAAUAAAUUCCUAGAAAAGCUGGAAGUUAAUCUGUAAUACUGCGAAAAGGUGAAUUUAAAUUAAUAAACUGGAAACUGGAACUGAAGUAGAAAUGCUUUGUACUUUAAAAGCAUCUCUGAAUAUAAGCUAAACAUGCCCUGAAAGGCCGCAACACAUUGACAUUUGAAUGGUUUAUGUAGCUGAAAGGAUGCAGAAGUAGUGGUCGAACAAAGUCUAAAUGAAGUCUGUAGAUUAAAGUAUGGAGAGAAGUACACUUUAAAAGUUGUCUAGAUUGAAGAUUUGUUUUUUUCCCCAAUUCAUUUCAACUAUUAAAAAUAUGUUAAAAAAAUCUAAAUAUUAUCAUAUUACUCUUGGAGGUUAUAUUUUCAUUUUUUUUCACUUAUAUCUUUAUUAAACAUUUUUUGUGACAUUGUCAUGUCAGUUACAACAGCAUAAUAGAAUAAAAAACAAAACAAAACAAAAAAACAAUUAGAGCUAACAAAACAAAAACUGCUUGGGUAAAUACACAUUUUUACAGCUUUAAGGAUUAGUGUUUCUAUUGAUUAUUAUUCCAGUCCACUGUCGUCUUUUUGAGUCUUGUAUAGAGUUCAAAAUACCAAAUUAUUUAAAAAUAUCUCCCUCCACUCCUAUGCUGACGACACACAGCUGUAGCUCCCUCUCAAGCCCAACUACAAGUUUAGUGUUGCCAGUCUCAUAAACGAC
Epinephelus fuscoguttatus (brown-marbled grouper) is the source of this 2343-nucleotide messenger RNA. RefSeq names its product hydroxycarboxylic acid receptor 2-like. Lineage: Eukaryota; Metazoa; Chordata; Actinopteri; Perciformes; Serranidae. The record is from RefSeq and is a predicted model, not a curated record. Gene Ontology annotation, molecular function: G protein-coupled receptor activity. Gene Ontology annotation, cellular component: membrane. Gene Ontology annotation, biological process: G protein-coupled receptor signaling pathway. Bases 21 to 992 code for a protein of 323 amino acids. The transcript has a single exon.